Molecule: messenger RNA, 494 nt
Organism: Lathyrus oleraceus (garden pea)
Lineage: Eukaryota; Viridiplantae; Streptophyta; Magnoliopsida; Fabales; Fabaceae
Exons: 2
Coding region: 1-381 (126 amino acids)
Source: RefSeq, a predicted model, not a curated record
AUGCUCUUCUAUAUAAUGAUUGAAGCAAUCCACAACUUCCCUAUGGGUAGCAAACCUGAUUUUGAUCACAUGAUGAGUUCUUCAAUCUUUCUUCUAUACUGCCUUCUCACGUUCUCUUUGUAUUCCAUCUCCCAACACACAAGCCACGGUAAUUCUCUAGACUUCACACCAGCGAGGAAAUUAAGCAUGUCAUCCCCUGGCCAUGACCACAAAUAUCAUGAAACUCAGGUAGCAGAUGAGAGAAUGGAAAGUUCCCCUGCCAAUGCAGAUUUCACAACACUAGAAAUUACCAGCAACAGUUACAGUCCUCAUGAUCUUGUCUAUCAUACAGAUUACCAUGGAGUAACAACUCAUCCAACUCCUAAACAUCCAAAACCAUAGGCUUCAGUUUUCAUUUUGAGUUGUAAAAGAUAUAUGCAGACAUGUAUUCUAGUUCUUAUCUAUAUAUAAAUGUAAUGCUCUGUGUGUAUGGGAAGAGGAAAAAGUUAUGUUUA